Mytilinidion resinicola is the source of this 477-nucleotide messenger RNA. RefSeq names its product Sybindin-like protein. The record is from RefSeq and is a predicted model, not a curated record. Bases 1 to 477 code for a protein of 158 amino acids. The transcript has 2 exons. Gene Ontology annotation, cellular component: TRAPP complex. Lineage: Eukaryota; Fungi; Ascomycota; Dothideomycetes; Mytilinidiales; Mytilinidiaceae. Gene Ontology annotation, biological process: endoplasmic reticulum to Golgi vesicle-mediated transport.
AUGGUAUACAGGGUCGUGUUUGCGCUGUUCAUCAUCUCCAAGGCCGGCGGUCUCAUAUACAACCGUGAAUUCCACGCAGGCCUCAGCAAGCUCGAAGCCAACGACUAUCUCAUCGUCGCCGGAACGUUCCACGGUAUUCAUGCCAUCACGAAGCAGCUGUGUCCCGCUGCCGCAGCACCCACUCCUCCUGCGAUCACCACGCCCUCUCUAGCACCCUCACCCUUCCCCUCGCGCCCAAGCGGCCUAGAAGUCCUCGAAACCCAGAACUUCCGCAUGCAGUGCUUCCAGACGCAGACCGGCGUCAAGUUCCUGCUCUUCACCGAGCCGCACCAGCCGAACGUGGACACAAUGAUGCGGCGGAUCUACGAGCUGUACGCCGACUACGUGAUGAAGAAUCCGUUCUACACCGUCGAAAUGCCCAUCCGGUGCGAGAAGUUUGACCGCGGACUAGAUGGAUUCGUGAAGGUGAGAAGCUAA